This is a messenger RNA of Fusarium vanettenii 77-13-4, 906 nucleotides long. RefSeq lists its product as uncharacterized. The transcript has 7 exons. NCBI's taxonomy places the organism in Eukaryota, Fungi, Ascomycota, Sordariomycetes, Hypocreales, Nectriaceae. The record is from RefSeq and is a predicted model, not a curated record. Bases 1 to 906 code for a protein of 301 amino acids.
AUGCUCGGAGAAUGCUCUGGUUUGCCUGGAACGAUGGGGCUCUCUGGUAGGACCUUUCCCUCCCUUUCGGGGUUGAGAGAGGAGUCGAGAGCGAGACGAACGACGCCAGCCUGGCCAGAUCCGGCGAUUCGAAACAGCCGUGUCGCAGAGAAAUACAGUCUAGUCAACAUUGCGAUGAGCCACCGUGUCGGAUCGGUCGUCGACGUCGGACAAUGUCAAGACGUGAAGGAAAUACGUCCAGCUGAAGCUUGGGUGUUCAGAUCUCUUCCUGAUGCAUGGAUAUUUGGUGGUGGGGGCGUGUACGGAGUAGAGGGCCCUCGAUCCGUGAUGCACACAGGGGAGGUCAUCCCUGACCUUGCUGAUCACAACGCGCGUUCAGCCCCUGCUAGGGGCCCAGCCUCACUGUUGACGACACAACAUUGGUCGAUCAGCGGCAGGGCGCGUCAAGCCUCUUCGCUUCUGUGUUGCCUCCUAUUGUUGGCUGAAACGGACUUCUAUUCAUUGGGAAACGAUUACCGCCCAAGCCGGGCGACCGCUAAGCACCGUACUGCUGUCCGGAAAUGCAUCUGGAGAUCAAGGUUUCCUGGCCCACUCGUCCAAGGAUCCGUUGACCGCGGAGCCUGGCACGGCUGCCCACCACACAUCCGUCAACGGGCGAAAACAGGAAAGAUGAGGGACCUGUCCAGUCUCGUUUCGACAUAUCGGGGCCGGCUUCUUGCCCUUGACAUGUGCUACAAUCUCGGUGCGCAUGUGCAAAAGGAAAUAAAACAGCUAUCGCUCCAGCAUAUCGACGCUCAUCUUGAAGACCUCCUGACCGAGGUCAAGACCAAGUCAGGAAGGACCUUUGAGCAAAUCACUCCCAAGAUAAAACCCGAUGCCGGGACUCAAAUGGUGGAGGCUCACUGA